Messenger RNA from Pungitius pungitius (ninespine stickleback), 3068 nucleotides. RefSeq names its product ETS-related transcription factor Elf-2. The transcript is spliced from 8 exons. The coding region runs from base 233 to 1729 and encodes 498 amino acids. NCBI's taxonomy places the organism in Eukaryota, Metazoa, Chordata, Actinopteri, Perciformes, Gasterosteidae. The record is from RefSeq and is a predicted model, not a curated record.
GCGGCUCGCGGCGCCGUUUGCGGCGGGACGCCUCCGCCUGACCGGUUACUGGACGUCACACAGACCCGCCGUGACAAACUAACACAAGACAACACCAAGUUGUUGUUGUUUCCCACGAAGGAGCCGGAGAAGAAGCGUCUCACGGGGCCUUUACUUACCCAACCGGCGCACCAGGCCAGGGUGCUGUGGCGAGUCACUGGCUGUAAUCGCAUAUCCCCGAGGAGCAUGAGUCAUGACCUCGGUGCUGCUGGUCGACUCUGGUGGGACGGUGGUGGAAUAUGUCACAGCUGACGAGGAGGACUCCCCCCAGCAGGAGGCAGAGUGCGACUUGGAGUUUGAGGGAGACCUCGAAGGCGAGUGUGAAGCCGAGGAGGAUUUCGAUGAAGCACAGGACGGAGAGGAGGAUGACAACUGCCCUGCCGUCAUAGUAGAGGAGGUGCCCGGCGCCGGACUGGGCGGCGAGCGAGGUUACCCGGCCCAGGUGUUCAUAUAUAACGACGAGGUCUACCUGAUGCAGGGAGUUGGUGACGAGCAGGACGUGGAGACAGAAGGGGAGGCAGUGGAGGCUUCUGUCCAUGGCACUAAUGUACACUGCUCUGACAAGACGUUUGAGGCUGCAGAGGCGCUGCUGCGUAUGGAUUCACCUUCCAGCCUCCGAGAAGACCGUAGCCCAGAAGCUUUCAUCCCACCUUACAUGACGACACCCGACUUCCUCCACGCAGCAAUGCGCCCCGACAUGAUUUCAGAGACGGAGGUAGAGAUCUCGACAGAGGGGUGCUGCGAGGAGGAAGAUGAGGAGAUUCUGCUUGAACCAGUCAGGAAGAGUCGAGGUAAACGGAGAUAUCCUGCAGGAGGUAGUGCGGCGAUGGUGGCGGGGAUCUCGAGGAUAAUGUCUGUCCCUGGAGCAUUCGAUGGGAGUCAGCAAGCUCAUACGGCUAUCAUCCGAACUUCCACUGGCCCGAGGACGGUGCGGGUGGCUAUGCAGGUGCCUGUAGUCAUGACGACAUCGCUGGGUCAGAAGAUCUCCACUGUUGCUGUGCAGCAGCCGGCGGGUGCAGCCGGCCACAGCGCCCUCCUCACCAACACGUCUGCCAUUGGAGCGGCUGCAAACGCCAACUCUCAACAGAAGGUUAUGAUCCAGACCAUCCCCACCAUGGUGCCGGCCACAGCUGAGAACGGAGAAAAGAUCACUGUCCAGUUGGCCAAGAUCAUCACAAUCCCGGCCCACCAGCUGGCUCAGUACCAAUCCUCAACCGGCUCAAACAAGUCCAGCGUCGGCAACUCCCCGGCGGGUAUCAGCCUCCUCAGGAACCCCUUGACGGUCCGGGCUCUGGCGCCGGUCAACGUCGCCGCAGGAACGCAAGUGAUGAGACUCACUGUGCCGACGCAGACGCAACAGCAGACUCUGGUGGUGUCCCAGCCGGGCAGCGGGCCGGGGGUGGUAACCGUAUCAACAGCAAGUCAGACGGUGCCGGCUCACCCUCCGAUCAUAAGCGGCAUCUUAAGCGGCUCGGAGCUGGUGAUCGGAGCACCGGGAACCGGAGGAGUCUCAAUGGAGAAGCUGAAGGCAGCAGGGGUCCAGGUCCAAACCGUGCAGGUGGCAGUCCAGCAGAACCAGGGGAACCCCAAAACUCUCCAGACCUUGCAAUCAGACGCCCAGGACGCUGAGGUGGUUAUCAAGCUGGAAACACCCGACAAGACAAUAAAGAGCGAAGAGCCCGAGUGUUGAAAUGCACACUUUUCAGAGUGGUAGUUUGUACGUGUCUGUCUCCGUUUUACUCUUCUAAUAACCAGCAGCAGUCUGUGAGACUUUAAGAAGACUCCUGUUUUUAGUCCUGAACUAGUUUUCACAGCUUCCUUGUGGCCACUUAGAACUUUACUGAUCCCAGCCGAUCCUCAGAACCACACUGAAACCUCUCAGUGUCCUGUAUGGAGCUCACGGGAAGACCCACAAGACUUCAACGGCUUAUUUUGAAAGGUGAAGGGACCAACAUCUAUCACUACAAGUCAUGCUUUCUAAAUUGAUUGCCACCGCUGACUCAAAUCCGGGAGAAAGAAAGAAAAAACAGACAAACUUGAAUGAAACAGAAAAAAAGAAGAAACACUACAAAAUGAGGAAAAUGACAACCAGCCAAAAUGAAAGCAAAAUACACGAUGGGCGUGUAAUUGAGACUUUCUUUUUUUUAAUGGUUUGGCCACAUCAGAUGUUUAAACCAGCAACUUGCUCUUUUUUUUCUGUUAUUCUGUUAUUUUCUACUUAUAUCACUGUGCAGAAGGAGGAGUGGUGCUACAAGUGAGAGUGGAGCGGCAAGAUGUUCAAAGAAGGAACGAUAUCGGAAAGAUAAUGAUCAUGUAUGUACAUAUUUCGAUCUAUAUAUACAUAUAUAUAUGUGUGUGUGUAUAUAUAUAUCUCUACUAUUUACGGAGCUAAAGUUAACAACCUUAGAUUUACAUUUUCUCUCAUUUUCAUUUAUCUGAACAAUAAGUUGAAAUUUAUUUUUGUGUUUUGAUACCUUGUACCAAGCACAGUAUUAUUGAAAUAAACGAACUAACAAUGUAUUAAUUCCACUGUCACUAUCGGGCGAUUUAACGCUCAUGGAUUGGAAAAGAAACAUGCUAUAGAUCAGUGGCCAGAUUGUUUUGCGGUCUCUUCAAAUGAAAAUGAAUGAAAAAUCUCAGCUUGGCCUUUUUCACGACUAAAUAUUCAAAAACAAAGAAUUUUGACUGAGCUGCUUGCUGUCAUGUCUUGAAUAUAAAAUUAAAAUAGAAAUGUAUGUGAACUCAGACCAAUAUUUUAAUUUGCAAAAUAUAUCAAACCACUGUGUAUCCCAGGUCACUUUACUUGCAACAAAGGGCAAGUUAGCACACAUUAUUACUGCCUUUCAGGCCCUGCCACGACAUUUCAUUAUUAUUUUUUUAUCUGAAGAGGAAAGCAAGGAAGAUGUGUUGUGUUCAGACUGGACUGUUUCUAUAUUCAACAUUUGAAGUAUAUUCUAUUUUGUUUGUAUUCUUGAUUCAAAGUGUAUUAAUGUAGAUUUUACUGAGAUAUAAAGACAUUUGAAUACCAA